Messenger RNA from Aspergillus heteromorphus CBS 117.55, 1470 nucleotides. RefSeq names its product nicotinate phosphoribosyltransferase. Gene Ontology annotation, biological process: NAD+ biosynthetic process. Gene Ontology annotation, molecular function: nicotinate phosphoribosyltransferase activity. Lineage: Eukaryota; Fungi; Ascomycota; Eurotiomycetes; Eurotiales; Aspergillaceae. The coding region runs from base 1 to 1470 and encodes 489 amino acids. The transcript has 5 exons. The record is from RefSeq and is a predicted model, not a curated record.
AUGGGUCAAGAUGCAUCGCCUGCGCUCCCGGCUGGGAUUUCCUCUUUGCUGGAUACUGACUUGUACAAGCUGACCAUGCAAUGCGCGAUCCUUAAGUACUUCCCAGAUGUUUAUGUAACAUACAGUUUCACGAACCGGACUCCGCAGAUGAAGUUGACUCGAGGUGCUUACAAAUGGCUUCUGGCGCAGAUAGAUGUGCUUGCCAACAUCCGGGUCACAAAGGAAGAGAUCGAAUUCCUGAAGCGGCGAUGUCCAUAUUUCAGUGACGCUUACCUGAACUAUCUGACAACGUUCAAGCUCAAGCCGUCGGAGCAGAUCCAGGUUCACUUCACCCCGGUACAGGAUACUGGCCGUGAUGAUGACGAGGGUAACGUGGACUAUGUCAUCAAGGGUGUGUGGGUGGAGACAAUUCUGUAUGAGAUUCCGCUCCUGGCUCUGACGAGCCAGGCGUACUUCAUGUUCACUGAUAAGGACUGGGACUACACUGGUCAGCAGGAGAGGGCAUACCGCAAGGGCUGUGUUUUACUGGAAAACGGCUGUAUAUUCUCAGAAUUUGGAUCGCGAAGACGUCGUGACUAUCACACCCAUGAUCUCGUGAUGAAGGGGUUGAGUCAAGCUGCAGAGGAAGGCAAGAAGCAGGGCUGGAAGGGGCAGCUCACCGGCACAAGCAAUGUCCACUUCGCCAUGAAAUACGACGUUGCGCCUGUUGGCACUGUAGCACAUGAAUGGUAUAUGACCAUUGCUGCGAUCACGGAUGACUAUGUGAACGCGAAUGAAAUGGCCCUCCGGUAUUGGCUCGGCUGCUUUGGUGAAGGGGUUCUUGGAAUUUCUUUAACAGACACCUUCGGAACGCCUGCAUUCCUCGACGCGUUCCGCAAACCAAUCCCCGCGUUCACCAGUGCAGGCGUUGGCGCAGUCAGUACGACCGCCUCAGGAGCCAGCACAACGACCGAAUCAACGAUACAAAGCGAAGCCAAAACUGAGGCACCAAUCGCUGCGCCCCUUCAUGAUGCUCAAGGCGAGCACCCUAACAAAACAUACGCCCAGGUCUACACUGGUGUGCGCCAGGACUCGGGAGAUCCCACGUAUUUCGUCAAAAUGGUACGGGAUUUCUACGACCGGGAGGGGAUCACGGACCGGAAGACUGUAGUCUUCUCCGACUCUUUGAAUAUCGAGUCCUGUCUCGAGUACAAGGUCAUCGCCGAAGAAGCCGGUUUCAACCCAACCUUCGGCGUGGGUACCUUCUUCACCAACGACUACACCAACAAUUCCAACGGCGAGAAAUCCAAGCCCCUGAACAUCGUCAUCAAGAUCGCCACUGCCAACGGCCGUCCGGCCGUCAAGCUCAGCGACAACAUGGGCAAGAAUACGGGCGACAAGGACCUCGUACAGAAAGUCAAGAAGCAACUCGGAUACGUUGAACAACAGUGGCAGGAGGGCGAUGAAAGCAAUCGGUGGGCUCGUAAGUAA